CGUUGCUUCAGUUUCGUUUCACCAUUCGCUUUGAACGGUUUUUUCAGCUGCUGCAGCUUUUGUCAGCAGGUUUAUUACCCCGUAAUUUGAUUAUCGUUUGUUAUACAUUCAAUAAAAAAAAACAACCUGCAAUGGUAGCAGUUUUGAACGGGCUGUUCGUGCUGCUAAUUUUCGUGCUGGCACACACCGCUUGUGGACGGUUGUUCGUGAAUCCUUACACCAGCCUUCAAGGAGUACCGCGGAUUACGCUAGGCGACGAUCAAGAUGUUGGUGAACCACUUUUCCUAACGCCAUUCAUAAAAAAUGGCUCCAUCGAAGUUGGCCGGAAUGCUGCCAAAGUGGCCAAUGAAAAUGGCAGCUUUUUGUACGAUGUGGAAAGUUAUUCUGGUUAUCUGACUGUGAAUGAGACACACAACUCUAAUCUGUUUUUCUGGUACUUUGCGGCGCAACAUGACGCUCAAAGUGAUGCACCGGUAGUUCUGUGGCUGCAAGGAGGACCGGGAGCUUCAUCACUGUUCGGUUUGUUUACUGAAAACGGUCCCUUUUCGGUUGGAUCGGAUAUGAAACUGACCCCGAGGAAUUAUUCUUGGCAUUUAAACCACCAUCUUAUUUACAUCGAUAAUCCUGUCGGAGCCGGAUUUAGUUUCACGGAUCACGAUGAAGGGUAUAGCGUGAACGAGCAACAAGUUGGAGAUAACCUUCACAAUGCAUUAUUACAGUUCUUCCAACUGUUUCCACGACUGCAAGCUCGCAAGUUCUUUAUCACGGGAGAAUCUUAUGCUGGAAAAUAUGUACCAGCCUUAGCACACACGAUUCAUCGACAAAAUCCUAACUCGAAGAAUCAUAUAAAUCUCCAAGGACUAGCCAUCGGUAAUGGACUUUGCGAUCCCUUCCACCAACUGUACUACGGCGACUAUUUAUAUCAGCUCGGACUAAUCGAUUCCAAUGCAAGAGACCAGUUCCACGUUUACGAGAAAAAGGGCCGCGACUGUAUAUCUAAAAAAGAUUUUAACUGUGCAUUCGAGGCAUUCGACGCACUAAUCAACGGCGAUCAAUUCUCGAGCGGUUCGUUAUUCAAAAACGUGUCUGGAUUUGAAACUUACUUCAACUACCUGCAAACAAAACCUGACGAGUCCGACACCUACAUGGGUAAGUUUCUGCAGCUUCCUGCAACUCGACGGGCCAUUCACGUCGGAAAUAAUUCAUUCCAUGAUCUGGACAGUGAGAACAAAGUAGAACAACACCUGAAGCAGGACGUCAUGCAAUCGGUCGUUCCUUACCUGGAGGAACUGCUGUACAAGUAUCGCGUUGUCAUUUACAAUGGGCAACUUGAUAUCAUCGUGGCCUACCCGUUGACAGUGAACUUUCUCCAUCACCUUGGAUUCCCGGCUCGUGAACAGUACUUGAAGGCUCCCAGGUAUAUCUGGAGGGUCGACGGCGAAAUUGCCGGUUAUGCUAAGGAAGCCGGUAACCUGGUUGAAGUACUGGUACGCAACGCUGGCCACAUGGUGCCAAAAGAUCAACCCAAGUGGGCUCUUGAUCUGCUCAUGAGACUGACUCACGGCAAAGGCUUCGCUAGACCCUUGGUACAUUGAGGACGCGAAUUCCAAACUGGAGUAGACUCACAUAAGUUUUUUUCCCGAAUCAAUUUACUUUUUUUUACAGAUAUCCUAAAAUAAAGAAAUAAUUUCACCGAAAAACAAAAACUUAA
This is a messenger RNA of Wyeomyia smithii (pitcher-plant mosquito), 1711 nucleotides long. Its product is annotated as venom serine carboxypeptidase. Gene Ontology annotation, biological process: proteolysis. Gene Ontology annotation, molecular function: serine-type carboxypeptidase activity. NCBI's taxonomy places the organism in Eukaryota, Metazoa, Arthropoda, Insecta, Diptera, Culicidae. The transcript has a single exon. Bases 132 to 1595 code for a protein of 487 amino acids. The record is from RefSeq and is a predicted model, not a curated record.